UGCAGCAACUGCUCUCCACUUCAUAGCAUCCAUCAAGAAUUUCUUAAUGCAUUACAAGCACGCCAUCAAAACUCAUCUGCCAUGGGUUGGUCUAACGGACACUCAACCUCAUUCUCUUUGCCAACAACAAUCUACCGACAGCAGCAUUUAGAAGACUUGACACCCAUUGAUUGUGAUUUCCUAAACGAGCUAUUGAACAAUCAAAAAAGCAAUAAUACCAACAGCAACAAUAAGAAGAACAAGAUACUAUUAAUUGAUGUUAGAUCAUUUUCAUUCUAUUCCAAGAAUCGAAUUCAGUCUUCUAUUCAUAUAUCUAUUCCUUCCGUAUUAUUAAAACGUCCCUCUUAUACUUUGGAAAAGAUAUGUGAAGCGAUAACUGAACUGGAUCAUGCGCCUGAACGAUUUCGACAAGGAUGGCAAUCUGCGGAAUACAUCGUUUUUUAUGAUCACGCAUCUUAUAAACCGAGUGAUUCUGGUAACUCGGCGACUGCCAUUUUGUUAGGGUCCAAAUUGAGACAGUAUGGAUACAAGAAUCAACUAAAUUAUUUACAAGGAGGUUUUGAUAAAUUCAGUCAAUUCUAUCCAGAUCAAUGUCAGUUUGUACGACUUGAAUCAUUGAACAAAUCAAUGAAAAGACCCUCAUCAUCCACAUUAGAAUCGCCUAUGGUUAAGAAAGCGACCACGGCAGCAGCACAGGCAGCCACAACGACAAUACCUCGUCUCAUACCAGCCUUACCAACUUCUAUCCUCAUGCGACCGUCUUUUUUAUCAUCAUCAACCUAUCCUGCUAACGCUUCAGUGGCAGCAGAGUCAUCAUCCGUUCCUAAUGCUUCGAGGACCACCAUGAGCAAUCCUCAUAAUGUAAAUCCGUUUUUCGACAAUAUCAGGCAAAAUCUCGAAUUGUCGCAUGGCCCGCUCCAAGAAAGAUUCUCUAUUCGAUUACCCGAAGGCGUAGAAAAUAGAAAUGGAGCACUUCUUGUGCCCAAUAUUAGCAAUGCAUAUGAUAUGACUUCGCCGUUCAACGCAACUUCUCUUACUCCGCCUCUUUAUUUUCCUAGAUAUGGCUUGGGAGGCAGUUCAGUCGACUUUCAAGGCUAUUUUAUGUUGCCCAGUUGGUUAAAGGACGUAAUGCACCCUGAUCGAGGCCCUAGAAAACUAGCUCAAGCGUACGAGGAGCUGGAACGUACUGAACAAAAAAGGCUAUCGACCGUAAUGAAGUAUCAUUCCUCACAGCCUGCAGUUUGCUUAGGCAAUGUGCCCGAUCUCUCCAGAACAGAAACAACAAGUAAAGAUUAUUUUCCUUUCAGUAUCGUUUCCGGUAUCGAGAAAGGGGCAUUAAAUCGGUACAACAACAUUUGGCCUUACGAUUACUCGAGAGUUAAGCUUAAGUGUCUUACAAGUAACAAUGACAACAAAGAUGUCACUGGCGGGUCUCAACGUUGCGCAGACGACGACAAGUACAUCAACGCCAAUUACAUUCAAUUUGCCACUAUCAAAAGGAACAUUACACUAAGUUCUAUUUCCAAAUCACAGCAAGAAGUUCAGCUGGAAGAAGAUGGCUUACUUAGCGAAGCAUCUGUGCGCACGAUGAACCAACGUCACGUAGAAUUGAAGAGCAACCGGCGGUAUAUAUCUACACAAGGGCCCUUACCAACUACCUUUAAUUCUUUUUGGGAAAUGGUAUGGGCUGAAAAUACACAUGUAAUCGUUAUGCUGACGCAAGAGAUGGAAAUGAAUAAGAUCAAAUGCCAUCGAUAUUGGCCCUCCACAUUGAAUAAGCCUCAGCAAUAUGGCCCAUUUUCUAUCACUUUGUUAUCUGAGUCAACUGAGCUUGUUCAAUACAACUCAAAAGCCAGUUCUUUUAGCAGCAACGAUAGUACGCAGGAAGAUGAAGAUGACUGCAUUAUUAUCCGCAAAUUUCUUAUGACUUACAACGAUGGCCAUCAGUCAUCUUUGCAACAACGAAAUAUCACUCAACUUCAAUAUACCGGCUGGACAGAUUUUGGCGUUCCAGACCAUCCUGUGGGCUUGCUACAGCUUAUUCAUCUGACAGAUCAAUAUCAUAAGCGUAGCUGCCAGCAACCCAAUGAACCCGUCAUUGUCCAUUGCUCUGCAGGUUGCGGACGUUCAGGUGCUUUCUGUGUCAUUGAUACCAUGAUUCAACGUCUCUGUCAGGAGAAUGACCUUUACACAUCAAGUCGUGUGGACAAAAUACUAGAAACCAUCGGACGUUUCAGAGAACAGCGAAUGAGCAUGGUGCAGACCCACCGACAAUUCGUGUUUUGUUAUGAAGCUGUUUUAUGGUGGCUGUUAGGGUUUGGCUACUUACCAACGUCAUCGCCUCUAUCACCCUUGAUUGCUACUCAAGCACAUCAAUUACAACUACCUCAGCCACAACAGGUCAAGUUGCAAUCGGAGAAUAGAGAUGAUGAGGAUGAUAGCAGCGAUAACUCUAUUACAGCAACAAGCCCUGUUGCAACACCCUCUACAGAUGAAGGAAAUGCCUCCUUGUCUUCAUUAGGAAGUAUUGUUAAUGACUUUCAAACAUUGUAAAUAUUUAUUGUAAUUACAGUAGGAAUGGCUAGCAUGGAUGGUUGCCAUCACUAGUAAUGCUUAUAAUGCAUAUAGCUGUUUCUGCAGCGUAUUUAUUUUUUUUUCCUAUUAUGACACUUUUUUUAUUUAUUUUUCUUCUAAAGACAAGCUUAUACCGUUGUUUAUCCUAAGAGUGAACA
This is a messenger RNA of Mycotypha africana, 2732 nucleotides long. RefSeq names its product protein-tyrosine phosphatase-like protein. Bases 82 to 2553 code for a protein of 823 amino acids. The record is from RefSeq and is a predicted model, not a curated record. Gene Ontology annotation, molecular function: protein tyrosine phosphatase activity. Gene Ontology annotation, biological process: protein dephosphorylation. The transcript is spliced from 6 exons. Lineage: Eukaryota; Fungi; Mucoromycota; Mucoromycetes; Mucorales; Mycotyphaceae.